AUUUGUGUUCGGUGUGUGCGCGGCGGGGAGGAGGGGUCGCUCUUGUCCGUGCCCGGGUUGGCCGGAGCCUCCGCCGCCUCGCGGAAUACGCCUUGUCCGCUCUCGGUCCGGUGGCGUUUCCUCGCUUGUCCGAGGGAGUGUGGACGGGGUCGCCCCGGGAGGAGCCGGGCGGCUGAAGCUGCGCCUCUCACAACAGUGUGUUUUGUCUGUUUUUCUCUCCCAAGGUCCCGUUUCCCUCUGUGCGGCGGCCGGCGGGACCAUAAGGGCUUAACUCAUAUAUUUAAUCCCCCUCCGAAAAGUAAGUGGCCGGUGUGAUGUGUCUGCUCCGCCCGCCGCCCCCAGUCCAUCCUUGUGUCUGACUUCUGUCCUCAGCAUUGUUAUUUCUCCAUCUUUGCCUCGGUGCUGCUGCUGAUGUGUGGGGAAAUGCCCUCUCGUCGUCCUCUGUCCCCCUUGCCCAGUCCUCCGGGAGGCCCAGAAUGGCAGCCCCCACCCCCACCCCAUGGAGACUGUUCUUGCGAACCAGGUCUUUCCCAACAGAAUCCGGGAGGUUCUAGCUGUUCGCUUGGGCCUCCUCAUCCCCUCCUUCCCGACGGGGUUUCGUUGGAAGGAAUUAUGCAAAUCCUGCUUUCUGGUGUCCAUUCAGCGGCAAUUUCAUGCGGGUUUGAAACUAUUCUUGAAGGGCUGUUUGGACCUGCAUUAUUAAAAGAUCUCAGUUUAUUUAAAGAGUGUGAAUCUGAAAACGUUUCUGAUUGGACAUUUGAUGAAAAUUGUCUGUUCUGUUGCUUAAGAAGAGAUAAAGUAAAGGGACACUUAGUCCGCCUGGAUGAACCAGCUUCGGGAGCUGGGCAAGAAGCUCUGCUUAAACAAGAGCAAGCAAAAAUCAUUCGAUUCGAGAGGCAAGCAGAAGAGUUCCUCAAUGCAGUCUUUUAUAGAAAAGACAGUCCCUGGGUCUCCAACCCCAAUAUUCCCCUAGUGGCCCGUGAGAUCAUGCAGCGAAUGAUCCAACAAUUUGCUGCUGAAUAUACCUCAAAAAAUAGCUCUACUCAGGACCCCAGCCAGCCCAAUAGCACAAAGAACCAAAGCCUGCCGAAAGCAUCUCCAGUCACCACCUCUCCCACGGCUGCAACUACUCAGAACCCUGUGCUCAGCAAACUUCUCAUGGCUGACCAAGACUCACCUCUGGAUCUUACUGUCAGAAAGUCUCAGUCAGAACCUAGUGAACAAGACGGUGUACUUGAUCUUUCCACUAAGAAAAGUCCAUGUGCUGGCAGCACUUCCCUGAGCCAUUCUCCAGGCUGCUCGAGUACUCAAGGGAACGGUGAGAACUCAACAGAAACGCUAGCAGUAGAUUCUAACAAUCAGUCGAAGUCCCCCCUGGAGAAGUUUAUGGUCAGACUCUGCACUCAUCAUCAGAAGCAGUUCAUUCGUGUUCUGAGUGACCUGUACACUGAAUCUCAGUCAGACACUGAGGACCUGCAGCCUUUGGAUUCUGGAACAAUGGAUGCAUCAUCUUGCAAUGCUGGCUGUGCCCAGCUAAGCAGCAGACAUAAGGAAAAUGAUGCUAUGUGCCUCGAUAGGAAGUCUCCUACUUCCAUAGAUUUGUUAGUAGACUCACUGGGCUCUCAAAGCUCUCUGCAUAUGACAGAACAGGUACUGAAGGAGUCUCCUCCUGAGACAAACUGUAUAGAUGGAAGAGAAAAUGCCUUGACUGUUGUCCAGCAAGAUUCCUCUGAACUUCCAGCCAUUCAUCCUGAUUCUGGCAAUUCGAUAGAUAGUUCCACUCUGGGAUACCUCACUGCAUCUAAUUCUUCCUCAUUGAACUCCCACUUCAUUUCUAAAAGCUUGGAGGGGCAAACCACUGGACAAGAGCGAGACUCAAAUGUGAAAACAUGUGAGGAUGGUAAAGACCAUAUGCAGAGUUCAGCUUUAGUAGAAAGUCUAAAUGCAGUAAAAGUGGCUGAGAAUAGCGAGGAGGGCAAUGACUGUAUUGUUUCUCAAAGAAAUUCAUUCAGAGCUUUAUCAGAAGAGACAUGGGACUCAGGGUUUAUGGGGAACUCACCUAGAACUGCUGACAAAGAGAAUGCUUUACAGUGUAGCUCAAAAAUACCACUGCACCAAGAUUUAGAGGCAAAUGAACAAGAUGCAAGGCCAAAGCAAGAGAACCAUCUUCACUCACUAGGAAGAAAUAAGGUGGGUUACCAUUCACAUCCCAGUGACAAGAGCCAGUUUGAUCAUUCCAAAGAUGGUUGGUUAUCCCCCAGCCCCACACCAUCUGUACACAAAGCCUCUAAUGGACACUCACGAACCAAGAUGAUACCAGCUUCCAUCAAGACAGCUCGGAAAAGUAAAAAGGCAUCAGGGUUGAGGAUAAAUGAUUAUGAUAACCAGUGUGAUGUUGUUUAUAUCAGUCAGCCAAUAACAGAAUGCCACUUUGAGAAUCAAAGAUCCAUGUUAUCUUCUCGGAAAACGGCCAGAAAGAGUACUCGAGGAUACUUUUUUAAUGGUGAUUGUUGUGAACUACCAACUGUUCGCACAUUGGCCAGAAAUAUACACUCCCAGGAUAAAGCAAGCUGCUCCUUAUUAGUAUCACAAGUUACUAAUGUGACUCCCAAGCAGACUCUAACAAUGUCAGCCCCUAGGCAUGCAGUAGAUGUGCAGCUUCCCAGAGAAGAUAACCUUGAAGAACCUUCUAAGGAAAUAAUUUCCUUCAAGGAGGGAGGCAGAGACACUUCAUCUGCAGAAAAGUCUCAAGAGCCAGAAGUUUGCCCCAUAAUAAAUGAACCAAAUCCCAGCAGCUCUCCUAGGCUGGGGGAGACAACAGCCCCUAGCCUGAUAUGUUCUUUGCCUGCUUGCCUCCCUGAAGAGGAUGUGCUGGAAGGCAGAACCGUGAUCUCAGCUUCCACAGCUAGUGUGGUGUCUCCCGAACAAGACCAGCAACAAGUUGCCUUGCCAGAUGUGGAGGUCAUGAGUAUACUCCAAGACUGCCACUUGGUUCCUCCAACUGAAAAUAUUUCUGGGGAAGGCAAUGAAAAAGUCCCUUCUAGGCCUGAGUCUCCUCCUGAAACAGUCAGUAGAGAAGAAAAGCCUCUGUUCUCAGAAAAUCAAAGUCCUCCUGUGGGCUGGGAGCCUCCCCUGAAUCUGGUACAGGGUAAGCACAAGCAGAGCUUCAGUACUGAGGUUGAGACUGGAGAUACUCAAGAGCUACAUACUGAACCAUUCCUGAAAGCAAGCAGCACUUUUCAUAAUGAAAACCCCAGUAAGAUUGAGGAAGGUGAAGCAACAUGUGGUACAGAAACACUAGAGGGGGGGGAAAGCACUAUAAAAUCCUCUUCAGAAAAAAUUACCUGUGAUCCAGACAUUGACUCACCUGAAGAAAACUUGGACAAGAAGAAAAAAGGUAAAAAGUUCCCUGAGGCCUCUGAUAGAUGCUUAAGAAGUCAGCUUUCAUAUUCUUCCUCUGUUGAUAGGUAUCUAAGAAAUCAAGGUUCAGAUUCUUCUUCUGCUUUUCCUGAGAUCAAAGUUUCUAAAAAUCCUGGAGCAAAGCAUUCUAGAAAAGAAGAAUACCCUGCUGGGACAACACCUGAGGGCUUUCCGAAUGAUAGUUUUUGUACAGACAUUCUAGAAGAAACUGAAAACACAAAUGCCAAUGAAUGCCCCUCUGAAAAAGAGGUUGAACAGGAGGGUGGAGGAGGAGGAGGCAUCAUUACAAGGCAGACUUUUAAAAGCAUGCUGUCAAAAGAAAUCAAGAGGGAACAAGGAGAGAUCUCUCCUAGCAGGGAUCCCGUAACCACAGUUGGCCAGCCACUUCCUGAAGAGAGACUGGAAAUCUAUGUUCAGUCUAAGAUGAGUGAGGAAAAUGCUCAUGUGCCCUCAGAACACAUUCUUUGUAAGAGGGACCCAGAGCAGUCAAAUGAGAGGCCAGGACACAUUCCCACACAGGAUGUGGAGGCAGUUUUAAAUGAAGUAGACAGUGAGGACAGCCAACAUAAAGAUGGUGCUAACCAGGCUCCAUCCAGCUCAGCUGAGAUGGCAGGUAGUCUAAGUGGUGAUGCUCCUGGGCCACCAAAAUUGGUACCAAGACCUAAACGAAUGACCUCUUCACCCUAUAACUUGAGACAUGCUUACUCUCUGGACUCCUUGGAUACUACAAAAGUUGCUUCAAAAAAGGAAGCCACAUCAAUAAGCCCAAUGCCAAAGGAAAAUGAAGCUUCUGAGAGUGCAGAUCCCAUAGAUGAGGAGGAUGUGGACACAGUGGUGCAUGAACAGCCAAAGUUUGUGGAAUGGUGUGCAGAGGAGGAGAACCAGGAGCUCAUUGACAACUUUAAUGCCCAGUACAUGAAAGUUCAGAAGGGGUGGAUCCAGUUGGAGAAAGAAGCACAACCAACACCAAGAGCAAGGAAUAGGUCAGAUAAACUGAAGGAGAUUUGGAAAAGCAAGAAAAGGUCACGGAAAUGCAGGGGUUCGUUAGAAGCUCAAAAGUUUUCUCCUGUUCAGAUGUUAUUUAUGACAGACUUUAAAUUAUCUAAUGUUUGCAAAUGGUUCUUAGAGACAACUGAAACCCGGUCUCUGGUCAUUGUGAAGAAGCUCAAUACUCGUCUUCCAGGGGACAUUCCCCCUGUCAAGAAUCCUCUUCAGAAAUACUCUCCUUCCAGCCUGUAUCCCAGUUCACUGCAGGCUGAACGUUUAAAAAAACACUUAAAGAAAUUUCCUGGAGCUACUCCUGCUAAGAAUAAUUGGAAAAUGCAGAAACUCUGUGCUAAAUUUAGAGAGAAUCCUGACGAACUAGACCCAGAGGACAGCAGUGAUGUCAGCCUCAGUCCUGAUUCUGAAGACAGUAUAGAGGAAGUCAAGGAAGAUAGAAAUAGCCAUCCUCCCACAAACCUGCCUACUCCAGCCAGUACACGGAUCCUCAGGAAAUAUUCCAAUAUUCGAGGAAAGCUCAGAGCCCAGCAACGAUUGAUCAGGAAUGAGAAAAUGGACAGCCCCAUGGGUGUGGCAGUGGAAAGUAAGCAGAGUCGUAAAAGUGUUUGCAUCAACCCUCUGAUGUCCCCCAAGCUUGCCCUCCAGGUGGGUGCAGAUGGGUUUCCCGUUAAGCCCAAGAGUACUGAAGGAAUGAAGGGAAGGAAAGGAAAGCAGACGUCUGAAAUCUUGGUUAAAGCUGAAGUUCAGAGUAAACGGAAGAGAACAGAAGGCAGCAGCACCCAGGACUGUAAAGACAAGGCCCUGACAGUGAAAGCCGGCAAAGAAAAGCACGUUGAUGGACCCACUAAAACCUCUUCUGCCAAGAAGUCAUCUGUAAAGGACAGAGUCAGCCAGCUGCCGAAAAAAAUGUCUUUGAAAGAGAAUAAAGUGAAGAUUCCUAAAAAGUCCUCUGGGAAGAGCUACCCUCCCUCCAGGAAAGAAAAAGAGAAUACAAACAAAAGACCUGCCCAGCCUGCCACCUCAGAAGCGCUGAUGAAACCUGCAAAGCAAAAAGGAUCAGGUGAAUCUUCUUCCAGGCCCCAGAAAGCCACGAGCAGGAAGCCAAGCCGUGGGAAGACUAGUACCAGACCCUUGACAAAAGGCCCAGGCAACAGUGUGGCCCAGAGAAAGCGAAAGCUCAAGGCAAAGCUAGACUCUUCCCAUAGCAAACGGAGACGGUUGGAUGGAAAGUGAUGGAAGGAUGGCAGCAAAGAGUGAAACUGUUCUAUAGAAGUAACCUUUUAUUUUGCAUUAACUAAAUCUGCUUUUAUAAGCUUAUCAAGCCUUUCAAAUUACAAUAGAAAACACCACAGUUUGAGAUGUCAGAAAAUGCGUCUCAGGUAGAGAAGAGAACUUGUAGAGUCCUUCUCUGAGAUUGAGUAAGGGAAGUUAUAUAUUAUAUUCUGGUUGUUCCUUGGGUUUUAAACUUGGAACCAAGCAGUUUCUGUUUUAAAAAGUACAGUGCCUUAUUUAUCCUUUUUGUUUUAAAAUUUACAAAAGCUAAAAAGCUGAUCUAUGUGAUUAAAGGCUUGUAUUUUAUACUUGAUGCACAAGCACUUGUACUGUAGCCAAGAAGACCACCGUCAUGCACAUGAAAGGAGCUUUCAGCAGCCACCCUGCAGCAUCUGCUCCUGAAAAGACACCCUCUGCAAACCACAGCAGCAAUUUCCCUCUCUGUUAUGUUUGUUUUUUGUUUAAGUGGUAUUUGAAAGCUAAACCAAAUCAUUUUUGUGGUAUGUGGAGAGUGCAGAGGAUAUAUAAUUAUAGAAGAUUAAUAUUUCUGUUACCUUCUUUAAAAAAUCAUAUUCAUUGUUGGUCACUAUUCUCACCUUUUUGUUUUGUUUUUGGUCUUUUGUCAUUUGAGAAUAUGUUCUCUAAAUCUCAUGCCCAUGGGACAAAAAGUAUGUCACAAAUACUCAUUUUGGUUUACAACCUCUAAAACUUAUUUGCAUCCCCAAACUUUAUUGUCUGUAUUAAGCCUUGCAAGCUUGCUAGCAUUCUAACAGGUAUUGUCCUAUUUUAGAAAAAAUCUUUUUUAUCUUGUAGCUAUAAUUUGAUGAUUAAGAUGAAAGUGAUUAUUCCUAUUUUUUCUUACCCAGAGUACUUCCCUAUUCAGAGAAGCCAAAAUAUUAUUUCUAUUAAUAGGAAAUUUUAAGAAUAUGGGUGUACAUGUGCAUUUGGAUGCAUUUGCAUGGGGUUAUCAGCUGCAAAUGUCUCCCAAUCCCAAUUUUACAGAAAAUUGUUUCUUCCCCAUGUAAGGUGUUUAUGAAGCUGAAUAGUACAGGCCAACUUGUUUAAAAGUGGCCCAGUGACUCCAUGUGCAUCCUAAUACCACAUUAGCACCAGAUUCUGAGAGGUAUGAACAGCACAGUUAUGUAGAAUCAGAGCCCCUGGCAGCUGGAGGAAGCUGUCCCAGCAGUACAGUUGGGUCCUCUCCCCUACACACAGAACUGAGGUUCAGCUGGAAUGCACCAAGUGAAUGUAUUUGUCUGGAGUGGAUGUCUUUUUAGAUUGAUUAGUAUCAUCCUAAGUGGUUAAAUGCUAAUAGUAUUAACCCUCCCCAUAUCUCCUCCAUGUGGUCUAUUCCAUGGCCCAGAAGUGAGAAUUACAAUAUUUGUAAUUGAUGUUGUUUGUCUUUUUUAGGUAAAGCCUGAAAUGGGCCCAUUGGCUUUACUCAGUGCCUAUGACAUUGCUGUGCUUAUAGCUGGUGUGUACUUGACAUUUCCGUUGAGCCACUUCAAAAAAAAAAAAGGCUUGGUUGUUAAAGUCUCAGCUUCUUUAACAUUGUUCUGUCACCAUAACAGGCUAGUAUGUACAGCUGUUGCUUUGUCCUUCUUUUAAAAAAAAAAUUCCAUUUAGGUUUUGGAUCUCUAGAUAAAUCCAGAUUUAUUUUUUCAUGCAGAACAUGAUAAAAACAGGCUGCCUGCCCCAUUCUAUUAAAGGUUUGCUGUAUGUGAUAGAAACUUCUGAUUGAAUAGGACUAGGGAAAAGCAUUUGGUUCAUGAGAAAUUUGAGAGUUGUGUUGUAUUUCACAGACAGUGAAGUUUACUAUCUUUAAUGAAGCCCUGUGUUUUUGUUGUUUUGUGUGUGUGUAUGUGUGUAUGUGUGUUUAAUGUCUCUUCUAUCCCAUGAGUCUUGUUUUUCUUUUUAUUAUCUUUGACUUGGGCCAUUCAAGAGCUACCUAUAUUAGUGAAACUGCUGAGUGUGUGCGUUGGCAGCCCUUUUUCAGCAUUAAGUUGCACAGAAGCAUUAAUAUGUUUUGAGUAAGUUCAUUUAAUCUUAAAUCUUAUUUCAAGGUUUAAACAAUUAUCUUUUCAUAUAGUUGUCACUGGAUACUGUUUUUGUGGUGACUUAAAGAGCUGAUGUUUGCCAAUGUCAGGUGUGCUGUUUCCUGUACAUAAGAGGUGCUCCCUUGGCUGCUUAUAGGCUACCUUGUAAGGUGCUUGGAUUAGGUUAGGGAGAGGAGUGAGAUAGUAAGAUGGUGGAACUUUUCUAGUUCCAAGUUUAUGAUUCAUUCCAUUACUUUUCUAAAUUCUUUUUUAUUUUUAGAAGUUCACUUCAAGAUAACAGCCAUCUCUCUCAUUCUAGGCUGCAUUUAAUGAAGUUUGUAUAUAUUUAUACACUUAUUGCAAUGGAUCAUCUUUAAAAUGGACUUACACUUUUCAGCAGUUUCUACAUUUAAGUAGAGAAAUUCUAAAAAGUUAGGAAACUUAAAACUUUAGAAAAUUUUUGGUUGAAUCUCAUCUUGAUUCAGUUAAUUUUGCUAAUAGAAGAAAACAAAAAUAAAACUUGAAGGCCAACUCCAGAAGGUCCUCUUGCAGAAAGAUCCUCUUUCCAGCAUAGGCGGGAAAUGCUGUCUCUCAGACACCUCAAAGCCCAGACUUGAUAUGAACUCCAGUUUCCUCUCCUUUGAAAAGACCUCCUUCUUAUGGCCAUUUUCAAGUAUGGCAUGCCACCAGAUGUAAAGGCAGUUUGUCCCGUGUUCUGGAUCCCGAAUCACAAAGGAAUUCUGCUCCAAGGCCUAUAACUCAGUGAAGUGACUGCCUCAGUGGUGGGGCUUAAGUUGAUGACCAGAGAUCUGACAUUCCCUGAGUUUCUAGAGGAGCUAGAAGAUAUCUGGGAAGACAUCAGUGGAGUUGUAUCAUAGCUUCUCCAAAGCUGGGCCCUUUUUGGGAGAUACAUUUCCUAUCUUAUCAGGCUCUCUAGCAAUGGGGUUGCUCCUUCAGUUGAGGUCCAGAGCCUCACUCCAUCAUUUCCUCAAACAGUGGCAGUCCUGCAGUACAACAAGAAGGCCACAAACCUUUCUUUACUCAUGUCUGCUAACCAGCACUUGCUAGCCCCUGGGAUUCUUUAUUAAGAACUUCUGUAUAGCCCUAUCUAAAACAGUAAUCUUUGAGUGUGAGUUUGUGCCUCUAUUCCUGUAAUGGUACAGAGAGAAAGGGGUGCUUUAGUCAUCCCUUUACAUAUGUUGCUUUCUCAAGGAAUCUUCUGUGCACUACAUACUGUGCAGGUGAAUUUCUCACUGUUCAACUAUGUCAUCAGUAAAAUUCAUCACUCCAAGACAGUUCCUUUGGAUUGAGGUUUGCUUCCCACUUUAUAGUAGAUUCUGCAGUGAGGGCAAAAGCUAUAACUCAUUUAUGGGCAGCAUUUCUGUUGAUCAGUGGACCUAAGAUCCCAGAAGGAAAGGAUGGCAUGGUAUGUGAUGCGAGCAGAAGAUGUUCUAGUGUUAACCACCAUCCAGUUUGAUGUCUGUGACAACACCUGGGAUGGGGCUGGAAUUCCCCCCCAGAGGCUGGCCAGUAGAGAGGGCACCACCUUGUCCUUUUUGUUUUCAGGUUAGCUGGUAUGGGAUUCUUUGAACUGGUUGUUAGUUUGUGUAAAGUUUUGUCAGAACAUAUCUUUGCCCGUUUGCUUAUUGAUUGUCUGUGGGGUAGAGCAGAGAGCCACAAAGCCUAAAAUGUUCUCUAGAUCUUUUAAGAAUUAGUUUGCUUACCCCUGCUUCAGAAAAUAAUAGCUUGCUUAGGAAAAAAAAUUCCCCUGAUUUCUCUUUUGCCUCUUACCCUUUUUCUCUUCUUUGCUUCCUUUCUUCCUUAUCCUCGUUUUAUUGUUUAUUAUGCACUUCUUUGUUUCUUACUGCACACAUACUGAUAGAGCGCAGGGACUACCAUCUCUUUAAACCUGAGCUGCCUUAACACUUCAUCUUCGUUUAACUCACUCUUCAUAGGACCACAUUGAGGCCACCUCAGAUCAUAGGGUCAAGUUUUAAACUCAUGGCCAGAUUGGAUUUUAGAAUUCUAAAAAUAGGUGUCCCCGAUCUCUCAUUUCACUCACAGAGUUUUAGUCAUCUGAUUCUGGCUUCACUUCUUAUUUAUUAAAAUAAGCCAAGACUUUGUUUGUGUUAAAUUACUUGAACGUUCUUUAGUUGGACCUUUAGUCCUCCAAACAUCACAUUUAGAUGAGGGGAAAGGCUUUUCACAGAGUAAAAAGAAAGUCUGACGUACCCAAAACAUUGCUUGUUCUUAUGUUUUUGGUCAGCUUUUAGGAAAAUAAAAAUAUAUUGGAGUUGAUAUCUUUUCAGUCACACUUUUGCAAUAAUAAUUUUAUUAAAAGUAAGCUAACAAAUAAAAAAUUGAAGCAUUUGAAGUAUUUUGGAAAAGAAUAAUUAAAAAUGUUAAUGUCGCCUGAGUAUGACUGAGAAGCUAAGGAUUAUAUCUGUAGUUCAAAUCCAGUCAACUUCGUCCAAGGUGUUUUCAUCCCCCAAAAAACUCAUGUAUGCAUUUCUAUGCUAUUUUCCCAAAUGAGUUGUCAUGUCAUUUAAAAAUUUUUGUCAGUGACUUCCAAGCUGUGCUUAAUUGUUUUGAAACAUUUUGCGGAGAAGUGUGUGGUGCUGGGGAUCAAACCUAGGGCCUCAUGCAUGUUAUGCAAUCACUCUACCAUUAAGCUACACCCUCCAGCCCAAUUAUUUGAGUUUUAAGCUGUUACUCUGUGACAUAUUAUUGUUUAAUAAAGUAUGAAAUUGCAUUUAUGUAUAUCACACCAGCAAGGAAAUCUUCAUAUCCAAGCAGUACGUGCUCUUCCCCAUGCUUGCUCCCAAAUUCUUUUCAGAGAAAAAUAAAAUAUUGUAUUUAAAGCAAGCAGAAUUUGGGGAAGCCUUUUGAGAUAGCCUUGAACGUAAUUUAAUCCUUGAAACAUCAGAACAGAGUCCUGUCUUCUACACUGGUUAGGUUGGGAACCUUGAGGGCCUGACCUCUUUGCUGUAGAUGUCAUAUUCACAGAAACCCAAAGCACUCUUUAAUACUGCUCUCAGCUCAGUGCUUUGCAUUGCUAUGCUUCCCCAUGACCCCGGAGAACCACCUUGGGACUCUUUGUAGAGGGUGUUUUUUGCUCAUACUUUUGCCCUUGAAAUUGAAACAUAACUGGUCAUUUCCUUUCACAACCACCUCUCUGUUCAGUCUUCCUUUUCCCAGUGCUUUGGUGGCUUAUCCUCAGCACUGAGGACACAUCCUUUGCUCCCUCCCUCAGAGGGGCAAUGAUGCAGUCGUGUCAGUCUGAUGAGCACAGACACUGAAUCUUUCUUACUGAGCGACUGUCCCAGUCAACACAGGUGUUCCUUGUGCAAACACAAAAACAUGGAUUGCCCAUUUGAAAACAACCAGGUGCCUGUGGUAUUAUAAUCAGGUUGGAUGAAUAGAUUUCAUCUUUUUUUUUUUAAGGGUUUUGUUAACUUAUGUGGCCCACACUAAAAAAUUUACUACCUAACGUUUUACAGCACAACUUUAUGAAUCCCUACAAUAGUCAUUCAAGAUUAAAUUCUGUGGAAAAUUAGGCACACGUUUUUUUGUUGUUAAUGUACCACAGUGUUACAACAGUUCUUUUAGAUUUUAGGGUAUCUUAUCUUUUCAUCCCAGUACACAGCUGCUGUUGCACAUUAUUCCUAAAUGAUUUUCGUGUGAGUAAAAGAUAUCCCCCUUUGCUGAUUGAAUAUUUAUUGAUAAAUUAUGGGUGUAUAGUCUACUAGGGUAUAUAAUUAAAACUAAGAGUACAAAGUCUUCUAAAGUUUCAUUGUGAUUCAUUUUUAUGAUAUGUUCAUUUUACGAAUCACAGUGAACUUGAUUUUGGUAGAGACAUUCCACUAUGGCAGUGCUUACAGUCUACUUACAGCUUAGAAUAGUGCCUCUCCCUGAAAGUACAGGGUCUGUUGGUUUUGCCCCUAGAGCCUUCCAUGUCUCUUGUAUCUAGGAUAUUUGCAAGUUUAUCACUCUCCAAGCCUUGGUCAUUACUUGUGAACUUAAAUGACUGGUCUUUGCUUUAACCUUGAGUCCAGAUCACACAUUCUUUAAAUACCAGCAUGUUGUUGGCACCUUGUUGACACACCAGCAGCUUUAGACUGGAAAAAGUUCAGGGCUCUUUGACCUGGCCGUUGAAGCCCACCUCUGGUCAUACCAGAAUCACUGCCUCAUGGGAGAGCCAUCCUUGGGACCUUGUCCAUCUCCCUCUUCUGCUUAAGUCACUAACCCACCCAGGUGACAUCUUCUCUGGGAUAUUCUUCCCCCUCCCAAGUGCUUCACUGAACACACAGGAGUAGCAUUGUUCUCUUCCUAACUAUUUUAGUAUUUGAUGUUGGAUCCAAAUACCAUUCAGUUAACUUUUUUUCUAUCCCAGUUGUCUGCUGUGCUCUACACUGCAUGUUGUCUUGCAGCUAAUGCUGCAGUAUUUGGGAGCUAGUUUGUGGGAAAGAUACUAUACAAACAAAAUUCCCUAAUUUUGUAUAUUUGUACCACAGGUAGGCAUUAUUUUGAGAGCCACUGUAACUUAAGUUUAUUGAUUUCACUAGUGGUUUCUGCAUUCUAACUAGCUCUAGAAGACUAUUAGUAACUGGUUUCAAAUAUAUAUAUAUAUAUAAUGCAUAUUUAUACACACCACUGUGGAAUUUGUUUCAGUGUGUAAAUAGUGAUAUUUUCCUGUUCAAAUGCUUCUAUACAAAGUAUUUAUUUUAACAACAACAACAAAAAAAACUGUCAAAAGGGCUUUCCAAAAUUUGUUCUUGCCAUCCAUCCUCCUUAACCACUGUGCUCAGCCAUUGAACCCUUAACACAGUGAAGACAGAAGGGUGUAGCCUUGAAGCCCUCACUGUAUUUGGACAGAUACAAUAUGAAUUUGAAAUCUGAGCUCUUCUCCCCACUGUCAUCCCAUCCCAGAACAAAGUGGGUUUCUUGCAUAUACCAUUGACAAGUUUCAACUGCUCAUAUCCACAGCCUGUGCAGGAGCCUUAGUUGUAGCCCGUAAGGAAAUCCAAACCUCUACCUGUGGGAUAAGGCGAAGCUAUUAGUUGUCUGAGGACAGCAUUGAAGUGUGUGCUUCUAGUCUCAUUCUCCUGGGUUUAUGAUCGUUACCUCUUCACACCAUCAUGGGAGAUAAGUACACCACCUUCUGCACUUUGACAAUACUUGUGGCUACCUUGGCUCUCAUCUUCCUCCUCCCUUUCCCUGUCUCAGCAAGCAUUUGUGCAGAUGUGGGCCAGUUGCAGCUGUAACUGAUGGUGACAGAAUGAGACCAUCUGUUCUAAGAUGUGUUCAGCUUUACUUCUCAGGAGUCCCAAUCUGCACCCUACUAGUAAUGGAGCCAGUGCUUUUUGAUAAUGUCCCAUUCCCUGUGCUCUGUUCCUGGGCACCCUUCCUGCAUCGUGAUUCUCUUUCUGCCUAGCUGGCUGAACUGAGAACUACAGGUCCAAGAUGCUGGGAGCUUUGGAACUAGUUCCACAGGGAUGGUCAUCUGUUUGAACCAUAAUUUAUAUUUCCUUGUGGCAUCCCUAUAUGUUUUCUAAACAAAUGAGGAUGCUUGAACAGUGAUGCUGGAGGAUGUUUUUCUAAGAUACUAUUUGUAAGCAAAUCUGAUUUUAAGAUAAAUGUGAAUGGUAACUAGGUGCCAGGGAAAUUUAGCACUGAACUAGACAGUAAAAACUUUUUUAACCUUUGCAGAAAGAAAUAGAUUUUGCUCUCAUCUAAAUGUUCACAGGAAGUAUUGUACAUAGUUUUCUAAAAAUAUUUAUUACUUGUGCUGUAUACGGAUUCAUGUUCUGAAUGAUGUUGGUUUGCAUUGUAGUAUUGUAGAAGAAUAUAUUUUAAGCAGUGAACUUCCUUUCAUAACAUAGUUCACACAUGGAGAAAGAAUAAAAGCCAGCAGGUUGAGAGCUGUUUGGGGCCUUUGAUCUGUAAUGUAACAUCAUAGCCAAGCUUUAGCUUUAACUGCCCCUCUUCUC
This is a messenger RNA of Fukomys damarensis (Damara mole-rat), 13720 nucleotides long. It is a transcript of the gene Lcor, whose product is annotated as ligand dependent nuclear receptor corepressor. The record is from RefSeq and is a predicted model, not a curated record. Gene Ontology annotation, molecular function: DNA binding. NCBI's taxonomy places the organism in Eukaryota, Metazoa, Chordata, Mammalia, Rodentia, Bathyergidae. Bases 412 to 5655 code for a protein of 1747 amino acids. The transcript has 7 exons.